AUGCCGGCAUUAUGUGUUCCACAGAUAAAAGUAUUUCGAACAAUAUGGGGUGCAGAAACUCAAUUUUCAUGUGAUAUUAAUAUUUUAUUUAAUGAACUCCAUCGUCUUGGUUUUAAUGGUAUUGAAGCAUCGCUAAAUGAUAUUCAUCGAAUAUCAAAAAAUAAUGAUGAACUUUUUAUGGAAGUUUUAUUGAAAAAUAAACUUGAAUUAAUUGCUAUUUGUUAUACAAAUUGGGCUGAUUUCGAACCUGGAUCAUGGGAAGAUUUAUCUGUUGAUGAACAUAUUAAUAAUUUAGAUAAACAAUUAGAACAAGUUAUGAAAUAUAAUCCAAUACAUAUUAAUAUUCAUGGAGGACAAGAUAAUUGGACAACAGAACAACAUGAAAAAUUCUUUCAAGAAGCUUUAGUUUUACAAGCAAAAUAUCCAAAUGUAUCAUCAUCACAUGAGACUCAUCGUGGUCGUUCAUUAUUUAAUCCAUCAAUUACAUUACAUUUAAUUUCUCGUUUUCCAAAUCUUCGUUUAACUGCAGAUUUUUCACAUUGGUUAGUUGUUUGUGAACGUCUUCUUGAUCAUCCAUCUGAUAUGGAACGUAUGCGUAAAAUAAUAUCACGUGUUGAUCAUAUUCAUGCACGAGUUGGUACUGUUCAACAUGCACAAGUAACUGAUCCAUUAAUUGAUGCACCAAAAGAAACUCAACUUAUGCAAAAUUGGUGGCAAAUGAUUUGGACAGAACAAAUUAAACAAGGUAAAACAAUAACAACAUUAACACCUGAAUAUGGACCAAUACCAUAUGCUAUAUCAAAUGAUGUUGAUGUAUGGUCAUUAACUAAUCGAGAAAUGGAACGACAAAGAAAAAACUAUCAAGAAUGGAUUAAUCAAAAUCAGGAUUUAAAAAAUUAA
Molecule: messenger RNA, 900 nt
Organism: Adineta steineri
Lineage: Eukaryota; Metazoa; Rotifera; Eurotatoria; Adinetida; Adinetidae
Source: the annotation of a GenBank genome assembly